Messenger RNA from Papilio xuthus (Asian swallowtail), 6115 nucleotides. It is a transcript of the gene mtd, whose product is annotated as TLD domain-containing protein mustard. The transcript has 26 exons. The record is from RefSeq and is a predicted model, not a curated record. Gene Ontology annotation, cellular component: nucleus. The coding region runs from base 338 to 4057 and encodes 1239 amino acids. Gene Ontology annotation, biological process: response to oxidative stress. Lineage: Eukaryota; Metazoa; Arthropoda; Insecta; Lepidoptera; Papilionidae.
GGCGAACGCGCUCAGUCAGUAGCCAGCACCGCGGCGCGCGCCACGCCCGUACGCAACGCGCAUGCGCACCUCAGUGAAAGUCGCACGCGCACACUACGCGUUCUUCUUCGUCUAGUUAUUUUGUUUGUUUCGUUGCGCCAGUGCAACUGGUCGGAGAAAGGAGGUCGUCGUCGGUCGUUGCGCGGCCGCAGCCCGGAUGUGAAGGUAAUCUGAAGAAUAAUCCGAAUAUAUUUAUACAUUUUUGAAAAAUGUUUGGAAAAAGUUGUGGUGACUUUAAUAGGCGCUCCCCGUGAGCCCACAGUUAGUGUCGAAAGUGCAAGUGCUGUUUAGUUAAACGAUGAGUGGUGGAGAGCCGACGUUGACGGAGCCCCCAGUGCCGCUGGCGCUGGCACGGCUGCAGCCGCGCGCGGGGCGCGUGCCUCGCUCCGCGCGCCCCCAUCCGCGCCGGCCAAGCCUCGCGCUCGCCAGCCUGCAGGAGGCUGCCGAUGAGACGCCGCGUCGUUACAGCGAUGAGGCUUACAUUCAGGACACUGACGACGACGAAGCCUUCUACGAUCCAAUCCAAAGCAAACCAUCGAAGCCCGCCUCCAAUGGCCGGCGGGCUUCCGAGGCAACGUUUGCCGAGCGAUAUAGGAAGUUUAAUGAGUUCGACGGGCCACCGCCCGAGGUGCCCCGGCGAGCGUCCCUGGCCGUCCCCGUCGGCGACGGCUUCGGACACAGUGACAAAGGCAGACGACGCUCGUGGGCCGCAAAGCUCCAGCUCGAACGCAAAAAGCGACGGAAAUCAGGCGGCAACGAUACCGAUGACGAGAUCGACCCACCUGUUUACAUGCGACAGAAGAGACCAUCGUGGUGGAAUGUCUUCGUGCCCGAUAACAUGCUGAAACAUAGGUCUAGACGCGCUUCGCAGCAGUUGUCGAGGAGCGCGGAGAGCAUCGACCAAAGCUACAAGAGGUCGAAGAGUCGCUCCGUGGACCAUGGGUUCGCGGCCCCCUUUGACUUGGAGGCGCUGCGCUCCAAGGUGGAGGGCAGGUUCGACGCCGUUCAUAGAGACGAGGACGAGCAAAUCAAGAGGCUUCCUCCUCAACCCCCUAUCAAGACUAUGACAUACACGGUUCGCGACCGUGAUACGCUGACGUCGCUGGCGGCGCGCUUCGAUACCACGCCUUCGGAGCUAACUAAGCUGAACCGGCUCGCCACGCAGUUCAUCUUCCCCGGGCAGACGUUGCUCGUGCCCGACAAGAGGAAAGAUGGCGAUAAAGAGUCGGACGGGCCGUCGGAGAGCGGGGACAACACGUCCGAGUCCACGCAGGGCGCCCCCAGCGAACCCGCACAGGAAAAAGAGAUUCUGGACAGCCUGCGACCGGUGUCGCCCGAGGCGCCCGCCAGCAGCAACGCCCCGCAGCGCUUCCUCAAGAUCAACGUCCGUCACAUCACUGAUGGACAGGGCGUGGUGUCGGGAGUGCUGCUGGUGACACCGAACGCGGUGAUGUUCGACCCGAACGUGUCGGACACGCUGGUGAUGGAGCACGGCCCGGAGUCGUACGGUGUGAUCGCACCCAUGGAGUACGUCGUGAACGCCGCCAUCUUCUACGACAUCGCGCACAUGCGCACGCACGGACCUGACCACAACGCGCACAAGUACCUACCGGCGGAGCAAGCCGAGAUUUACUACAUGAAUAAAGCGGAACAUUCGCCCGGCAAAGACUCCCUUCUAGUCAAAGACGAGACUUUCCCCGAGCUGCAGGCUGCGGGGGGUGAGGCGGGUGAGGCGGGCGAGGGGGAGGAGCGGCCGGGCUCCGCUGAGGACCGCGGGGGCGCCGCCUUCCCCAAGGCCUUUGAGAGGGAUCUCGUCACUCCCACAGCACUGCAGCAACAGACGACUGAAGAGAGGCGGAAAUCCUUGUUGGACCAUCACUGGGCCAUUCCGACCAAAGAUAGAAUGUCGAUUGAUCAAGGAAGUGAAGUGUCAUCUAACGCGGAGCAGGUGAAGGAGGAGAGCUUGGAGGCGUGUGCGGGCACGGAGCGCGCGGAGAGCGGUGCGGGGGAGGCGGGUGAGGGCGGGGAGGUGGGCGAGGGCGGGGAGGGUGAGGAGGAGGCUCCGCGGGACGCAGCGCGCCAUCUUGUCAAACUCUCCUACCAUGACUCCGGUAUUGACAUCCGCGACCCGCUGCUGCAUGUCACUCCUGUCAACUCUAAGAAGGAUAGCCAUUCUGUAUCAUCACUGUCAGAUUACGAGGACUGCUGUCACGCAGACACUCACGAUCAUUAUCAUCACGCCAUUGAACCUAUAAUGGAGAUCGCAGAGUCAGAUAUGCCGAUGUUCGACCAUAAACAGGAGAAGAAGUUUCUAGAACACUUCUAUACAGAUUACGAUGUUGAGGUGCAUUCGUGCACCUCGCAUGAAGAGGUGUACAGUGACGCGGACAUAGUGCUGUCUGCGGAGUGGGUGCCGCCGGUGUGCUUGCCGCGCGCCGAGCCGCCGCUCUCCGCGCCCCCGCUCGGCGAGAACGAGCGCGCACCACGCAAACCUGCAGCCGUCUCUUUCUCCCUCGACGGCAACCAGAAGGAGGAUAUUGGAAAACCCGAUAAGAAAAAUAAAAUGUUGAAGCGGCUCUCGUACCCCCUGUCGUGGGUGGAGGGUCUGACGGGCGAGGGGCCGACCGGUGCGGGGGGUGCGGGGGGCGCGGCGCCGGGCUCGCAGGCUGACUCGCUCCCCACCUCCGCCGACAGUCACAACACUAGCGUCUUCUCUAAAGUAUUUAACAGACGUAGUUCUCUGGGAGGCUUUGGCCGCUCCCACACCAAAUCGACGUCGUCCAGCGGCUCCACUCAGCCGAGACUUGAUUAUCGCAGCAUGGUCUCUGUGGACGAUAUGCCUGAUCUGUUCGCUUCAUUUGACAAGUUGAUUCCGCGUCCGGCGCGCGCCAGCGACGACCCCCCGCUGUACCUGCGGCUGCGCAUGGGCAAGCCCGCGGGCAGGCCGCUGCCGCGCUCCACGCAGCUCAUGUCCUACGGCCGCAAGCGCAUGAAGCCCGAAUACUGGUUCGGCAUCCCCAGGAACAGGGUGGACGACCUGUACAAGUUCCUGACGCACUGGGUGCCGAGCCGGUACGGGCCGCUGGGUGACGUCACGGCGCAGGGCUACGAGCUCAUUGACAGCGACACCGAGUGGGACGACGAGGACGCCAAGCCUGGAGUUAAGGGCGAACGUACCGGCAGCUCCGGUGAUGUGUCCGACAUUACUAGGGAAUCGUGGGAGCUGCUGAAGGCGCCGUAUGUGAAAAUAUAUUCUAUAAUGAAGAGCCAGGCGGAGGCGUUGGGUGACUCGCUCGGCGAGGAGCCGCGCCUAGAGGUGUUGUCGAUGAGCGAUGAACUGCGCCGCGCGUUGUACUCGUCGGGCGCCUCCGUCGACAUGGAGUUCUCGCCUCCAGAUCUCAUCGGCGUCUCCGAGAUAUUUACAAUGGAGCACAGGGAGAAGUUGUGCAGCGUGCUGCCGGCUCGCGCGCAGGGCUACAUGUGGUCGCUGGCGUUCAGCACCAGCCAGCACGGCUUCUCGCUCGCCUCCAUGUACCGCAAGAUGCAGCGCGUCGACAGCCCCGUGCUGCUCGUCAUACAGGACACAGACAAUAACGUAUUCGGUGCGCUAACAUCAUGCGCUCUCCGACCUUCCGAGCACUUCUACGGCACGGGCGAGUCUCUGCUGUUCUCGUUCCAGCGCGUGCGUGAGGAGACCAGGCGGCACUCGCAUCCCGCACCUGAAGAAAUCAAGGACAAGGAUCCCAAGGAUGAAGUUAAAAAGGAUGAGAAGGAAGAACAAGCUGCUCCAGCGAAGACCAAGUUCAAAUACUGGGGCUGGACAGGUGACAACAUGUACUUCAUCCGCGGCAGCAACGACAACAUCUCCAUCGGGGCCGGAGACGGCAAGUUCGGCAUCUGGCUGGACGGCGACCUGUACCUGGGCCGCACGCAGCGCUGCACCACGUACGGCAACGAGCCGCUCACCACGCGCGAGGACUUCAUCGUCAAGAUCAUGGAGUGCUGGACCUUCAUCUGAGCGCCUCGCUCCACCCCCACUCCCACACCCGGCCCCGGCCCCGGCCCCCUCCUUCUGCGCUCGCUUCGAGAUACUAGCUUUACACUAUCUUAUGAACAUUUGCUACCAAGACUCGACACUUUUACAAGUCGAUCGUAUCGAACUGACGACUCAGUAUCGCAGUAUCGGCGUCUCGUCGGCGACGCGCCCUCGAGACGUCACGCGCUUUUCUAGUCAAACGUACUGAAACUCGACCAAUGUUUUGAUUCUCUCGGAAUGUAGGCGCGUUCGGAGCGGGCGCGAUCCGGAGCAAGUGCAUUAUUCCUAGUCAAUUGUCGUUCGUAUGUUAGUUGUGGGCGCGGCCACGCCCUCGGCCCCGCCCCCGCGCCCUGCGCCCUCGCGCCCUCGCGCGCCUAGCGCCUACGCGCCGCAUGCACGCGACCUUCCCAACUAACUAUGUGUCAAUUCAUACGAUUUAUAUUGUGCGUUGUUAAGAAUACUAAGAACAUAUUUGUAACGAUUGAUAUCAUUGUAUAAUGUAGUGUAGAGAUUUACUAAGAGAUCGUUCGUUUUUAGAAAGCAUAGAUUGCAUUGCCGCUCUCGCUCUCCGGAGCGGCGGACUAUGAAUUUCUAGAGACGUAGAUUACAUUUACACAUUGGAUAAUUCUAAACCGACCGGUGACGCCCUAACGAGAAAUAUAUCUUUAGUUGUUUGUUUGUCUGUGAGUUUCGUAUGUGUUAAUGUUAAGUUAGUGUGAGCAUAAUUUAUGUUACUUUCACUGUGAUUUGAUUAUAAUAUGGUUGCAUUUUGCUAUAUAGAAAGCGUUAUCACGAUUUAACACUAGUUACCGGAAUAAUUUAAACUGAAUGUUGUACUAAUCAUUGUGAGAAAAUAAAUUAUAUUAAAAGAAGUAUUAGCGGAUAUAUUUUGAUGUAACGCUUCGUACAGAAAUAGUAGCCGAUAUAAUUAUCAUAGUAAAUGAUUAUAAAUAGUGUUAGAGCUUGAUGAAUGUAACCGCCAUUGUGCUUAGUCAGCACGAUGUUACUCAGACUUUCUGGUCGAAAUUAUUUAUUUAGCUGUGUAAGAUGGCCGCUGCGGUCCUGCGGCUUGUAGCUUGGUGCUGGAGGAUGUCCGCCUCGACAUCACUAUCUAGAAUGAUCAUCGAAUAUACAAUGAAUUUAGGCCGAGAAAUGUAGAAAAUUGGAGCUAUUCCUUGUUUGUCUAUGAUUUAAGUAAUAGAUAGUUUUAGAAUGGAGCAUUCAAUGUCGAUUCGCGCCGCGUGCUGUCAAUUUUAAAGUUAUCUGUCUACACUGCAAAAUGUAUCGUCGCGGUUGCUUUUAAUCGAUUAUAUGAUUGUAUAGGAAGGUUGCUACAUGUUUAGUUUGCAAAGUUGAUGGUAGUAGAUGAACUGUGCAAUUAACUACGCUGUUACUAGAUUACAUUAACCGUAUUAAAGUUCAGUCCAUGCAAAAUAUACUUAUAAAUGUUGUUGUUUCAUCAAAAAUGUAUUAGUAUGGAAAAUUAGGUUUACGAUAAAGAAAUUAUCGGCAUAAUUAUUGUUAAAAAAAAGAAAUUAAAUUGUUGAGUAGCAAUGAAGAUAUAUAUAAUUAUUUAUUCUGUUAUAAUUUUGAUUUAAGAUUGUGUAGCUGUAUUAAUUUACUGGUGAUCUAUUGUGUAACUUCUAAGUUGUUAAAAUAUAAAUCAAGCCAUAAUAACUGAGAAUAUAUUCUUUUGAGAAAAUUGUUUUAUUAUUUAUCCCUUUACAUAUAAAAACAAAUAUUUACUAGAUGCAGCAAUCAUAUAUAGUGAGUUUCCACUGUUGUAACACUUGCAUAAACAAUCAUUCAUCAGUAAAACUUAUAUAAAAACCGCUAAAACACGUAUAUUCGUCCUGUGGCGGCACCGACUAGUUUAGAACCCAUUGGGAGCUCGAAAUAAUACCUUUCCCACUCAACCUGAUGAACGGUCCCUAAUGAGCUCGAAACUAGUCGGUGCCGCCGCCGGACGAAUAUAGGUGAGUGUUUUAUCCGUUCUUUUAUAAGUUUUAAUAUAAUCUCUCACGAAAUUCAUCCAUUAUU